GCUUGUUUCGCUGUCAGAACGAGAGAAAGAAAAGCUUAGGGUUCGAUCUCGCUCACUCGCCAUGUCCGGAGAAGAAGAAGAGAACGCCGCCGAGCUCAAGAUCGGAGACGAGUUUUUGAAGGCGAAGUGUUUAAUGAACUGUGAAGUGUCUUUGAUCCUUGAGCACAAGUAUGAACAGCUUCAGCUGGUCUCCGAGGAUCCUAUGAACCAAGUCUCUCAAGUGUUUGAGAAGUCGUUGCAGUAUGUGAAGCGUUUUAGCCGCUACAAGAAUCCAGAUGCUGUUAGACAAGUUCGAGAGUAUCCUCUUUCUCAAUUAGUUGUUUCUUAGUAUUCAACCCAUGU
Molecule: messenger RNA, 342 nt
Organism: Brassica oleracea var. oleracea
Lineage: Eukaryota; Viridiplantae; Streptophyta; Magnoliopsida; Brassicales; Brassicaceae
Product: DNA-directed RNA polymerase II subunit 4-like
Exons: 3
Coding region: 62-328 (88 amino acids)
Biological process (GO): transcription initiation at RNA polymerase II promoter; nuclear-transcribed mRNA catabolic process, deadenylation-dependent decay; mRNA export from nucleus in response to heat stress
Cellular component (GO): P-body; RNA polymerase II, core complex
Molecular function (GO): translation initiation factor binding; nucleotide binding
Source: RefSeq, a predicted model, not a curated record